Camellia sinensis is the source of this 1137-nucleotide messenger RNA. Its product is annotated as Pyridoxamine 5'-phosphate oxidase family protein. Lineage: Eukaryota; Viridiplantae; Streptophyta; Magnoliopsida; Ericales; Theaceae. The record is from RefSeq and is a predicted model, not a curated record.
UGGUAGGUGAGAGAAACUUCAAAACACUGCAAUACCUCUAGCUUUGCUGUACAUAAUACGCAUAUAUAUACAUAUAGAUAGGUUGUGUGUAUGGUAUACUUGGUCCUCAUACUUGUUCUCUGAUCUUUCUCAGGAAUAUGAAAGGCUUUUUUGAUUACUUUUUUGUUUGUGUGGUUUUGUGUUUAUUGGUAUAUCGAAAUCCCGUCGAAGGAGGACGCCUUCUCUCUCUAUCCAAACCCCAACCAGACAAUGUUGCUGCCUUCGCUCGGUGGUUGGUCUCUCAGAGUUCUUGGGGGGUUCUAAAUACCAUUUCAAGUGAUUUGGGAGGAGCACCUUUUGGGAAUGUGGUUUCAUUUAGUGAUGGGCUACCUGACCAUGGCCAUGGAAUCCCAUACUUCUAUUUGACAACUCUUGAUCCAACAGCAAGUAAUGCAUUGAAAGACGAGAGGUCUUCUUUUGCAAUCAGUGAAUACCCAGUUGGAACUUGUGGCAAGAUAGACCCUGAGAACCCCACUUGUUCAAAAAUUACACUCACGGGAAAGUUGAAGGUAGUUGAUGGGAACUCCAGUGAAGCUAAAUUUGCUCGAAUUUCCUUGUUCACAAAGCAUCCCGAGAUGAAGGAUUGGCCCAAGGAUCACAAUUUUCAGUUGUUCAAGUUAGAAAUUGAAGAUAUAUUUUUGAUUAACUGGUUUGGUGGCCCUAAACCUCUAACAGUGGAUCAGUACCUGCAUGCUAAAUUGAACAGGUUCUCCUUCGCUGCAUGAAUACCUUUCUGAACUCCAUCUCCCUCUGAUGUACUUGUGUUGAACUUGAAGGUGUCCUGUGUUUUUCCUUUGUUAAUAAACACAUGAUAUACCUCUGUUAAUACAGGCCUACAUCGGAUUAUGCUGAUUCUGGUCCACUUACAGGGCUACUCUGUAUGUUUAUAAUUGUAUCAUGCAACUCUCCAGCCCUAUUGUUUGGGAAAAUAGAAAAUCAUAAACGACACAUGCAAAUAAGAGGCCGAGGAAGGGCUCAGUAUUGUUUAUUUAUGUGUAUUUUAAGGGAUUUGUGUUUGCGCUCUUUAACAAUAACAAAGAAUGGUGUAGAGAACUAUUGAUCAUACAGCAACAGGAUGUCUCAAAUGUCCUUUAAAUU